GAGGAGCAAAGUUACGUGAGUGAACCAGAAGAAGUACCGGACAUUAAUCAGUUCCUCUUUCAUGACUCUAAAGUCCAUGAUGUGAAGAAACAUAAUGUAGAAUCAACAAUGAAUACCAAGGUAAAAAAAAUCAGCAUAUUUCAAAGUGAGCAUGUAGAGAACUUUCCUGUGUCAGAGAAAAAGGCUGAAUGUGAAACGCUUCUUUGUGAGGAAACAUCUGAAACUGUCCAUAAAAAACGUAAAAAAUGUCAAACUGUAAAAACUGUCACUGAUAAGAAGAAACUUUGUGAAAUCUGUGGCAAAAGUUGCAAAACAAAGAAUGAUUUGUUAGUCCACAUGAAAACUCACUCAGGUGAGAAGCCGUAUACCUGUGAAACGUGUAGGAAACGUUUCGGUAAACAAAACCAUUUGUUGGUCCACAUGAGAACUCACACAGGUGAGAAGCCAUUUUCUUGUGAAACAUGUGGGAAAAAUUUCAGUCAGCGUAGUGGUUUGUCGGUCCAUAUGAGAACUCACACAGGUGAGAAGCCGUAUUCUUGCCAAGCAUGUGGAAGAAGUUUCACUCAACAGCAUAGUUUGGUGGUCCACAUGAGAACUCACACAGGUGAGAAGCCCUUUUCUUGUGAAACAUGUGGGAAGAGAUUCAUUCAACGGAAUAACUUGUUGGUCCACAUGAAAACUCAUACAGGUGAGAAGCCAUAUUCCUGUGAAACAUGUGGGAAAAGUUACUUAGCACACAAUCAUUUAUUACGCCACAUAAGAACUCACACUGGUGAGAAGCCAUAUUCUUGUGAGAUUUGUGGGAAAUGUUUUAGUGAUCGGUCUGGUUUUAGAAUACACAUGCGAACUCACACAGGGGAGAAGCCAUAUUCUUGUGAAACAUGUGAAAAAAGAUUCAUUGCACGAAGUAAUUUGUUGGUCCACAUGAGAACUCACACAGGUGAGAAGCCACAUUCUUGUGAGAUAUGUGGGAAAGCUUUCAGUAAAAGGAGUGUUUUGGUGGUCCACAUGAGAACUCACACACGUGAGAAGCAUUCUUGUGAAACAUGUGGGAAAAGUUAUACUCUAUACAGUCAGUUUUUGGCUCACAGGAGAACUCACACAGGUGAGAAGCCGUAUUCUUGUGAAACAUGUGGAAAAAGUUUCAGUCAUCGAUGUUAUUUGUUGGUACACAUGAAAUGUCACUCAGAUGAGAAGCCAUAUUCUUGUGGAACAUGUGGGGAACAUUACUCUAGACACAGUUAUUUGGUGGCCCACCAGAGAAGUCACAGUGGUGAGAAGCCAUAUUCUUGUAAAAUAUGUGGCAAAAGUUUUUCCAGACCAAGUGGUUUGUAUUGCCACAACAAGACUCACACAGGUGAGAGGCCAUAUUCUUGUGAUACAUGUGGGAAAUGUUUCAGUGAUCAGUCUGGUUUGAGAAUUCACUUGCGAACUCACACAGGUGAGAAGCCGUACUCAUGUGAAACAUGUGGUAAAAGUUUCAGUCAAAACCGCACUUUACUGGUCCACAUGAGAAUUCACACAGGUGAGAAACCGUAUCCUUGUGAAAAAUGUGGGAAAUGUUUCAGAGAGAAGACUAAUUUGUUAGUCCAUGUGAGAACUCACACAGGUGAGAAGCCAUAUCCUUGUGAAACAUGUGGGAAAACUUUCAAUACGCAGAAUCAUUUGUCAGUCCACAUGAGAAUUCACACAGUUCAUUUCAGCGCCACUUGA
Molecule: messenger RNA, 1713 nt
Organism: Salarias fasciatus (jewelled blenny)
Lineage: Eukaryota; Metazoa; Chordata; Actinopteri; Blenniiformes; Blenniidae
Product: zinc finger protein OZF-like
Exons: 3
Coding region: 109-1713 (534 amino acids)
Biological process (GO): negative regulation of transcription by RNA polymerase II; regulation of cytokine production; regulation of immune system process
Cellular component (GO): nucleoplasm
Molecular function (GO): DNA-binding transcription repressor activity, RNA polymerase II-specific; RNA polymerase II cis-regulatory region sequence-specific DNA binding
Source: RefSeq, a predicted model, not a curated record